Penicillium subrubescens is the source of this 3498-nucleotide messenger RNA. RefSeq names its product ankyrin repeat domain-containing protein. The coding region runs from base 1 to 3498 and encodes 1165 amino acids. The transcript has 4 exons. NCBI's taxonomy places the organism in Eukaryota, Fungi, Ascomycota, Eurotiomycetes, Eurotiales, Aspergillaceae. Gene Ontology annotation, biological process: nucleoside metabolic process. The record is from RefSeq and is a predicted model, not a curated record. Gene Ontology annotation, molecular function: catalytic activity; protein binding.
AUGGACGCCAAGCGUCCAGAGCCAAUCGGGCGAGACGGGGACCCGGACUCAGACGCAAUCUCGAGUCAAGAGACGACGAUGAAGCCGUCCUGUGACGAUGUUUCGACGCUAGUGGCCAGCGCUCCUAAGCCAAAGUUGGACCAUGCGGACUACACUAUAGGCUGGAUCUGUGCUAUAAGCACGGAGCAUGUUGCCGCGCUAGCAUUUCUCGAUGAAGAGCACGAACGGCCAGAGGAUCUGCCCAGCAAUAACGAUAACGAUUAUACCUUAGGCAGAAUUGGGAAACAUAACGUUGUUAUUGUUGUCCUGCCUGUCGGGGAGUACGGUAUGGCCGCUGCAGCAAGCGUCGCUAAAGACCUGUCACACAGCUUUCCUAAUGUCAGGAUCGGUCUGAUGGUCGGCAUUGGUGGCGGGGCGCCAAGUAGAAUGCAUGACAUACGUCUCGGCGACAUUGUGGUUAGCGCUCCUGGUGGUGGGCAUAGUGUCAUCCAUCCUCCAAACAAUGAAGCAAGCUGCGCGACGUACUGCGGUAACGAUCCAUCAAAAUUAAUAUCGCGACGCGAGCGGACUAAAUAUAACGAUAACCCGACCAUUCAUUAUGGCUUGAUUGCCUCAGCGAACCAGGUUAUAAAGGACGCUUCGAUUCGGGAUAAACUCAUCGCAGACAAAGAGGUUCUAUGUUUUGAAAUGGAAGCAGCUAGGCUGAUGAAUCAAUUUCUAUGUCUGGUGAUUCGUGGUAUAUGUGACUACUUAGAUUCCCACAAGAACAAGGAGUGGCAGGGCUAUGCAGCAAUAGCGGCGGCUGUAUACACGAGAGACCUCCUGUACAGAAUUCCCCCGACUAAGAUUGAGACCGCAAAAAAGAUCUGUGAUAUUCUAUCUAAGCAGCUAAAACUCCAACAGACACUGUUUCGGUCACUCGAAGCACGCCAGCUCGCCACGCAGGGGCAACUUAAGCUCCAGAAAGACGAAGCCCAGUGGAAACGGUUUGAUGAGCAAAAAAAGUGUCUUCAAUUAUUCCGUCUCACCAAGAGCGACAAGGACGCCACGUACGAGUGGUACAAGGAUCGCGUGGAAAAGCGAGUGGAAGGCACCUGCCAAUGGUUCCUCAAACAUGACCAUUUCCAGGAGUGGCUAAAAAAUGACUCAGGGCCACUGCUAGUCUCUGCGGAUCCUGGCUGUGGGAAGUCGGUGUUAGCCAGGUACUUGGUCGACCACGCACUGCCACGAUCGACGACGAUCUGCUACUUCUUUUUCAAAGAGCAAGACCAGAACACGGUCCGCCAAGCGCUUUGCGCACUAAUCCACCAGCUUUUCUCUCAACAGCCGUUCCUGAUUAACCAUGCCAUCCCUCAAUUCCGCAAAGAUGGGCAAGGGUUAGUCAACUCUACACAAUCGCUCUGGCGUGUCCUUGGAAAUGCAGUGAAAGAUCCCCAGGCUGGGCCUGUGAUCUUGGUUAUAGACGCCGUGGACGAAUGUGCCGAGCCAGAUUUUGAGAACCUGGUGCAGAAUUUGAAGAGCCAAUUUAGCAGCGACCCGAUGGGCUAUAGCCGUUUGAAGUGCCUUCUGACAAGCCGCCUAUAUGAGCAGAUAUUGUCUAAGUUCAACCAUCUGUUGCGUGUCUUUCCAAAUAUUCAUAUACCAGGAGAGAAAGAGUCGAAAAUUAUCAGUCAAGAAGUCAGUCGCGUCAUCAGAUACCGAGUCAACCAGCUGGCAGAGGAGAAAAAGCUCCCGAGCGAAGUCAAGUGUUGUCUGAUAACUCAAUUACUGACAAUUUCGCACCGCACCUAUCUCUGGGUAUACCUCGUGUUCGACAACUUGAAUGCAACAGGCUUCACAAAAACGGCAACAGGGGUUGAUUUAGCCAUUGGAACUUUACCGAAGACUGUCAACGAUGCUUAUGAACAAAUUCUGAGCAAGUCUAAGGAACCAUUGUUGGCUCGGAGGACCUUGAGUAUUAUCUUGGCAGCGAGCCGGCCACUAUCUCUUUCGGAAAUGAACAUUGCCGUAAACAUACAGCAAACACCUCAGCCUAUACCUCAACUUGAUCUAGAGGUAGAAAGAGACUUCGAGCAAAGUCUCAGACGUUGGUGCGGAUUAUUCGUCUCUAUCCAUCACGGCAAGAUUUAUUUUCUACAUCAAACUGCUCGCGAGUUUCUCCUUGCCGAUUUGGCAUCGCCCACAUCUGUUCCAUCAGGGCUACAGUGGCAUCACUCGAUCACUGCUCGCCAAGCACACACCGUCCUUACGGAGGCCUGCGUGCGCUAUCUGGACUUCUUUAACUCUGAUGUUAGGUAUCCACCAGAUGCGAAUGGGGAAGCCAGAAACUCCAUUGACUACCAGGCCUUCUUGGACUACUCGGCCAGAACUUGGGGUGCUCACUUUCGCGAGGCCGACAUCACUGGCGACGCUGCAAUUAUACCUUCCGCUCUGAAAAUUUGCGAUUCGGAUUCGAAGAGCUACUCAGCAUGGCUUAGAAUCUACUGGGAAACCACAUUUACCAGGAUUCCUGAUAAUUUUACAAAUCUUAUGCUAUCGUCUCAUUAUGGCCAUCGUGCCGUUGUGAAGCUGCUGCUCGAGAACGGAGCCGACAUCGAAGCCAGGGAUAGCGAUUAUGGUCAGACGCCGCUAUUAUGGGCUACCGAGAGCGGGCACGAAGCUGUGGUCAAGCUGCUGCUCGAGAAGGGAGCCGACUUCAAGGCCAAGGAUAGCAAGUAUGGUCGGACGCCGCUAUUGUGGGCCGCCGAGAGGGGGGAUGAAGCUGUGGUCAAACUGCUGCUCGAGAAGGGAGCCGACUUCAAGACCACGGAUAGCAAGUAUGGUCGGACGCCGCUAUUGUGGGCCGCCGAGAGGGGGGAUGAAGCUGUGGUCAAACUGCUGCUCGAGAAGGGAGCCGACUUCAAGACCACGGAUAGCAAGUAUGGUCGGAUGCCGCUACUGUGGGCCGCCGUAAUGGGCCACAAAGCCGUGGCCAAGCUGCUGCUCGAGAAGGGAGCCGACAUUGAGUCCACGAGUAGAAAUGGUCGGACGUCGCUGUCGUGGGCCGCCGAGAGGGGGCACGAAGCUGUGACCAAGCUGCUGCUCGAGAAGGGAGCCGACGUCGAGGCCAAUGAUAGCAAUGGUCAAACGCCGCUGUCGCUGGCUGCCGAGGAGGGAAUGGAAGCCGUGGUCAAACUGCUGCUCGAGAAGGGAGCCGACGUCGAGGCCAAGGGUAGCAAUGGGCAGACGCCACUCUCGUGGGCUGCCGAGUGUGGGGAGGAAGCCGUGGUCAAACUGCUGCUCGAGAGGGGCGCCGAUACCGAGGCCAAGGAUAGCGAGUAUGGUCGGACGCCGCUGUCGUGGGCUACCGAGGGCGGGAGCGCAGCCGUGGUCAAGCUGCUGCUCGAGAAGGGAGCCGACGUCGAGGCCAAGGAUAGUAAUGGUCAACCGCCGCUGUCGCUGGCUGCCGAGAGGGGGUACAAAGUUGUGGUCAAGCUACUGCAACGGAAAUCUCGAUAA